Molecule: messenger RNA, 1576 nt
Organism: Pipra filicauda (Wire-tailed manakin)
Lineage: Eukaryota; Metazoa; Chordata; Aves; Passeriformes; Pipridae
Gene: EEF1D
Product: eukaryotic translation elongation factor 1 delta
Exons: 7
Coding region: 680-1513 (277 amino acids)
Biological process (GO): translational elongation
Cellular component (GO): eukaryotic translation elongation factor 1 complex; cytosol
Molecular function (GO): guanyl-nucleotide exchange factor activity; translation elongation factor activity
Source: RefSeq, a predicted model, not a curated record
UGCCCGGGUCAGGCAGGUGGUGCAUUAAUCCCAAACCAUUCCCUAAUUCCAUGUUUCCAUUCCUUUCUCAUUCCCCUUCCCUGGUGCUCCCCCUCAAAUCCCAGCAGGGUUUUUUAUGGAAUAAGGUCGGGAUCAGCUUAUCCCAGCCAUGCCCAGCUCAGGCAGGUGGUGCAUUAAUCCCAAACCAUCCCACAGUUCCAUGUUUCCAAACCAUCCCACAAUUCCACAUCUCCAUUCCUUUCUCCUUCCCCUUCUCCUUCAAAUCCUGGUGGGAUUUUUUAUGGAAUAAGGUUGGGAUCAUUUUAUCCCAUCCAUGCCCAGGUCAGGCAGGUGGUUCAUUAAUCCCAAACCAUUCCCUAAUUCCAUGUUUCCAUUCCUUUCUCAUUCCCCUUCCCUGGCGCUCCCCCUCAAAUCCCAGCAGGGUUUUUUAUGGAAUAAGGUCGGGAUCAGCUUAUCCCGCCCCUGCCCGGCUCAGGCAGGUGGUUCAUUAAUUAAGAGCAUUAAUUCAUUAACGAAGCCGAUCCCGGCGCCUCCAAACCCUUUCCCGCCUCGACCAUUCCCCGUUCCCGUCCUUCCCGGCUCCUUCCCUCGAAUCCCGUCCUUCCCGGCUCCUUCCCUCAAAUCCCGUCCUUCCCGGCUCCUUCCCUGACCCGGGGGCGUCCGUUUUUUUCCCAGGAAAAUGGCCCUGGAUCAUUUCCUGCACGACAAGGUCUGGCUGGACAAACACAAAUACGACGACGCCGAGCGCCGGUUCUACGAGCGCCUCAACGGCCCCCGCGGGGGCUCCAACCGCUCCCAGGAGAACGGAGCCAGCACGAUCCUGCGGGACAUCGCCAGAGCCAGGGAGAACAUCCAGAAAUCCCUGGAAGGGCAGAAGACUCCUCCUCCUCCUCCUCCUCCUCCUCCUGCUCCUGCUCCUCCCGCUCGGAGCCGGGACAUUCCCUGUGGCCGUGCCCGGAAGCAGCCGGGACGCUCCUCCAGCGGUGGCUCCGGAGCCGCCGGCGACCAGAACGAGCUCCUGGCCCGGAUUCCUCCACAGAAAGUGGAACCUUUCAGCGUCCCCUCCAAAAAAGUGGAGCUCCCGGCCAAGAAACCGGAGCCGGCGGCUGCCGAGGAGGAGGAGGACAACGACGACAUCGACCUUUUCGGGAGCGACGACGAACAGGAAGACCGGGAAGCCGCCAAAGUUCGGGAAGAGCGGCUCCGGCAGUACGCGGAAAAGAAGGCCAAGAAACCGGGAAUCGUCGCCAAGUCCUCCAUCCUCCUAGAUGUGAAGCCGUGGGAUGACGAGACGGACAUGGCCAAGCUGGAGGAAUGUGUCCGUUCCGUCCGCAUGGAUGGGCUGCUCUGGGGAGCUUCCAAGCUCGUGCCGGUGGGAUACGGAAUCCGGAAACUGCAGAUCCAGUGCGUGGUGGAGGACGAAAAAGUGGGAACGGACAUCCUGGAGGAGGAGAUCACCAAGUUCGAGGACUACGUGCAGAGCGUGGACAUCGCUGCCUUCAACAAGAUUUAGAUGGAAAACUGGGAUCUUUUUCCCUCCGAAACGGGAAUAAUAAAGCUGAAGGUUGGAAGUGCA